AUGAUGGACCAGACGCAGUGCGUUCCUAAUGACUUUUCAAGAUGUGGUCCUUUUGAAGAAGACAAGGGUGAAUUUGCCUCUAAUUCAUUUGGUGCGGGUGGUCUCAUCCUCCCUCGGCCACAGGUACCUUUGCGAGUAUACACUCCCUUCUUUGCCACAGUCCCGUUCCCUAGCGUACUUAAUGGCUCUCAUGUAGAGUAUUUUUUGGUGGCUCUCAAACAGCUUUCACACCUGGUGCAUGAGGUGGCGGUAGGCUUAUUGCCCGGUAAGGACGAUGUGUGCGACGUCAAAAGGACUUUCCUCAUUUUCCAUAUUAGCCAUUUUGUUGAUGUUAGCUUUGCGGACACGGUCUUUAUGGAGUCACUGACUCCUGUGAGACCCGAUGAUACCGCCAUUUCAGAGUAUAUUGGGCUUAUUCAAUGGUUGGGGGAUCGGUUUGUGACACGGUGGAGGGAAGCAACAGAACAAAAGACGCUAUGCUCAUCGAUGAGCGCAUCCAAUUCCUUUCGAAGGUUGUGGAUCGCGGUAAAGAACACGGCUGACGCCAUCAGUUCACAUACAGUGCUACAAGGAGAAAUAUUUGAUCGUAUUUGUAUCCGCCUACCCAAGCGACGACUAUUAGAGUUCUACAUAACGGAAGGGAACAUUCCGUCAUGUUUUUGUAUUGGUUGCCUUGUGUGGAGUUCUCUGACCGCUUUUGCGUUUGUUAUCUUGGUGUGGAUGGCACGGGGUUCCUUCUCGCAGUGGUGCUCUUUGGCAAUCACGAUCUUGACAGUAAUAAACUUUUCUGGAUUCCUAUGUUUUCUUUACGCACUCGUAUUACGGCAAUCCCGGUUGCAAUGGCUUUCUGAGCUGCUUGCGGAGAAUCACCUUGCGGGGUCUAUCGCGUCUCAAUCGACGCGCACAAGUUCUCGGGUGGGAAAAGAUGUUGUGUUCACCAUCCGGAGUAAAGAAGAUGUCGCAUUUACGCUAGCGAUAAAGUCAUGUGUGUUGAACCGGCAGAUUAUCUUGAUUGGCAUCGUGAACACAAAGUCACUGGUGAUUUGUAGCUGGAAUCGUGCUGCCCACAUGGCCACAGGCAUUGCACCAGAGCAGGUGAUAGGAAAAUCACUUGAGGCUGUCAUGGAGGCCAAGAGUAUCGCGACAGCCCGUCGCUUGCUGAUGGAAUUAAGGGAUAAACCCCGGCAACAGCAGCGGUUGCUGCUAAACAACGCAAGGAAAAAUUUCCCUGUUACUAUUAAAGCGACUGCCACAAUUGCCCAUGUGGACGGAAUCCCUAUUGGCAUGUUUGCUGGAACAGUUGUUGAUGACGAACAGCAAGCAAUGAUGUCAUAUUUUUCACGUGUGGAUACGUACGCGGCACUUCGUGCCUUGAGAUACUCCGGAUGUGCUUCCUCCAUUCUUCACACAUUAGUGUUAAGUAAUGAAUGGGAUGCACUGAAGCGACGCACAACCAAUGCAAUGCGUAGUUGGUGUUUGGUUACCCUAGAGGAGUUUUUAAGGCCCUUGAAGGAAAUUCCCGAGUCAUCUCUUAAAAUGCAUGUAUCCGAAAGUACCCCAAAACAGUUUCAAUGCGAUUACAAUGGCAUCAAAGAAUUUCUCGCAAAAUUAAAACAAUGGUUUUUUCCCGAAGACGAUAGUUGCCUGGAACUCAUGGUGGCCUGUGUGACGUGUGGAAUAGAGGGCUAUUUGGCUCUUCAGUUUGAUGUCACGGUGCCGGACGAUUCAAUUGUAUCGCUUAGGCUUAAAGAUGAGACGUUGGAGCUUCUCAGCCUUAUUGGUUGUCUUACCCUAAAUUCCAGUACUCAUUUUCAAUUUUUUAUCCCCAUUGCUCUUAGGCCAUUUGAUAUGACAUUGGAUAGCGAGGGCCGCAAUGGGCAUUCUGGUAAGCACCCUUUUAUGUGUACAUUUCUUCUGCAUGAACCUGUUGUUGCUUACAGGCGUCACUUCUAUGGGAUAUGCGACGAAUCACGGCACCGAAUUUUCCCCGUCAGCUCUCUUUCGUCUCUCAAAAAUUUGUUGAGUAAUUUUUUAAAUGAAGUCACGGCGGUGAUUUUAAGUGCCGCAUCGCCUGAUUUUGGAUCGAUGUUGAGUUACUGUCGAGAGAAGGGUCAAUUUGUGUUGGUGGUUCGAGAGGGCUCUGAAAGGAGCAACGAUGGUACUCCUGAUCCAAGCGCUGACGGUCCUCCAAGUGAUGUGGUGAAGGAUGGGGAUUAUAUUUUACACAGGCCCCUUUGUGAAGAAAGAUGGGGGUAUUUUUUGGAAUAUUUGUACGAUACCAGAAAUCCGGAAUGUAAUGUGGUCCCACACGCUCCAAUGGAGUUGACUGUGAUUCGACAAAUCGGUAGGGGUUCAUGCAGUUUUGUGGAUCUUGUACAAGACAAGCUUACCGGGGGUUAUAUGGCGUGUAAGACGGUCUUCAUUAGCCACGAACGGACCCUGGAUGCCCUACGGGAGGAGGUGGAUAUUAUGCGCCAGUGCUCCAGUCCUUUUAUUGUGAAGUGCAUUGUUGCCUCGCAUUCGCCGUCUACCGCGGAGUUUCGUAUGAUUUUACAGUUUUGCCCCGAUUCCCUGGAGCGACAUGCUCGAAGAAAAAGAAUCAAAUUAUCGCAAUUGCCACUGUACGCCUUUCAGUUACUCAGCGCGGUCCAACAUUUGCACGAGAACGGAAUUGCCCACCGUGACAUUAAACCUGCAAAUAUUUUGAUGAUGAAUGAAAAACAUUUGAAAUUGGCAGAUUUUGGCUCCGCACAAAGAAAAAAAUUAAAGGAGGGUAGCGUGUAUGGCGUAACCGCACAGUUUAUGGCACCCGAGCGACUUCUUUUUCUACCGGAGGAAGAAGAAAUUGUCUGGCGAGAAACCCCAAUGGAUGGACUUUUUGCCGAAGAUAUUUGGUCUGUUGGGUUAACGUUACUAGACAUUAUUGGGAUUUAUCCUCUGGUGUUGAAAAGUCUAAAUAAUGUAAAAGACUUUUUGGGCUUUUACAUGCAACUGCGAGACAGUGGUGACGAGCUCCCAUUUGAACUUCCCAAAGAAGAUUCAACCGAUUCGCAUGAGAGGCUGUGUGCCUUCUAUGAUUUUAUUAGGGGUAUGCUCCAGUUGCAGCCAAAAAGGCGUCCACGUGCCAGUGAACUCCUCCAGCAUUUAUUUUUGAGGGGCGCCAAAAAUGAGUGUGACUUUAAUGGAGAACUUGUGGUGCCAGGAUCAAACCUGUGGCUAGAUCCUGUGUCAUGGUCGAGUCAUCACUUGAACGAUAGUCUCCUUCCAUCGCAGCAUUCUUUUUUCACGGCAUCUGCUUCAGAUGAAGAACCGGAGGACGGCUUUUCAGAGGAGGCUUUCAGGUCUGUCGUCAAUUUAGAUGGCGUUUGCUUGUGA
This is a messenger RNA of Trypanosoma cruzi, 3375 nucleotides long. Its product is annotated as MAP kinase, putative. Gene Ontology annotation, molecular function: ATP binding; protein serine/threonine kinase activity. The record is from RefSeq and is a predicted model, not a curated record. Gene Ontology annotation, biological process: protein phosphorylation. Gene Ontology annotation, cellular component: cytoplasm. The coding region runs from base 1 to 3375 and encodes 1124 amino acids. The transcript has a single exon. Lineage: Eukaryota; Euglenozoa; Kinetoplastea; Trypanosomatida; Trypanosomatidae.